This is a messenger RNA of Chelmon rostratus (copperband butterflyfish), 3734 nucleotides long. It is a transcript of the gene ndufaf4, whose product is annotated as NADH:ubiquinone oxidoreductase complex assembly factor 4. Gene Ontology annotation, biological process: mitochondrial respiratory chain complex I assembly. The record is from RefSeq and is a predicted model, not a curated record. The transcript has 3 exons. Lineage: Eukaryota; Metazoa; Chordata; Actinopteri; Chaetodontiformes; Chaetodontidae. Bases 3 to 548 code for a protein of 181 amino acids. Gene Ontology annotation, cellular component: mitochondrion.
ACAUGGGGGCGCGGGUUGUGCGUAUGUUCCGAAAUUUCAACCUAGAAAACCGGGUUCACCGAGAAAUUUCCAAGGAGAAGCCGCGAGUAGCACCCCGACACGCCGCCAACCCCCCGCCCUCUGCCGGCAGCUCUGAAGCGGUGGAGACAGCGGAGUCAGUGAACCUGAAGCACGACCCCCUGCUCUCACUCCUCAGGUCUGUGUAUGUGGAGUCUACGGAUCCAGAAGCGGCGAAGCAGCCAUCAUCAUCAUCAUCAUCAGUGAGUGAAGAAGCGGAGCGGCGGCCGUUGAAGUUCAGUUUACCGGGGGACCUGCACGGCCUGGUGGAGCUCACAGACGUUCCUAAAGGCAAACUGACCAUCGCUGAGGCUCUGAAGGCCCUGAGCAGCCACCAGCGUGAGCCUCAGACGUGCACGCCGGAAAAGAUUGCUCAGGAUUUUUCUCUGGAUUUGAAAGACACAAAAGCGCUUCUGGAGUUCUUCAUGCCCUUCCAGGUUCAGAUGAUACCACCCAAGACUGAAAAUGUCAAGAAGAUCAAGGCUUCUUAGGACUGGGUUGUUGGUGAAUGGUUGACAAUAGACAAAUUAUUACCUGAUUUAUUUAUGUGCAUCAAAAAAUGCAUUGGGAGAGUGACCAGAGUGGAGCUGGUGAGGCAGAGUUUCUCAAGCCGGGGGUUUGGACCUUAUGUGGGGUUGUUUGAUGUGUAGGUCGUAUCAUGGCAUGUGUCCAAUGAUGAUAUACUGAGACAUGUGAAAACAAACCAAGAAAAUGAAAAUAAUAAAAUGAAAAAAUAAGAACAAAUACUUAAUCUUAAGAAUUGUCUUUAUAAUCCAUUUGAAGAUUCAUCUACAAUAUUUAAUAGAAUACUAAAAUAUUCAUACUAGUACUCUCAGAUUUUUGGGGUCUUGAAAUGGGGCCAGAGGUCCAAAAAAAGGUUGAGAAACCCUUUAAAGGAAUAGUUCAACAUUUUGGGAAAUAAUCUUAUUAGCUGUCCUGAGACUAAGAUGUGACGAUGUAUACCAAUGUCAUGUCUGUGAGCCAGGAUAAGGUUAGCCUAGCUUAGCAUAAAGAUUGAUGGGAAGAAAUUGUUCCAGAAUGUAACUUCCUCUAAAACAACAGCUUGUUUUUACAUUUUUGUUGGUAAUACAGAUUAAACUAAUAUGACAACAUGUUAAGUAGUGAGCUUUAGAGGUGUUUAUACACACCAGGCUGGCUGUUUCCCCCUGCUUCCAGUCUUUAUGCUACGCUAGGCUAGCCACUCUAGCUCCAUAAUGUUGCACCCUUUACAGCUCACUCACAGAAAUAAAGCAAGAAAGCAUACUGUACUUCCCUAAAUGUUGAACUGUUGCUUUGUGCUGUAAAGACUAUGGACUCCAUAUUAUUUAUAUCUGUCCAGGGAAAACCGCAUCACUGUUUAUUUCCAAAUGAUACAGUGAUGAUGAUGAUUGGAAAAAUUCUUGGUUUCAAGCUAUUAGCACUGGCAUUAACCUUUGGUUCAACUGAGCAGUGUUUCUGUGUUAUAGAGGAUUGUCAAAUACCCUCGUCAUUUUAUUAUUUGCUUGUUUGUCAUGUAUGUGAGUGUAGAUCUGUUGGCCUGAAAACGGACCACCUGUUGCUUUCAAGGCAGAUAUUAGCUUUUAGCAGAGAGGAGAAAUAUUCCAGUAAAGUAGCUGAUAUCCGUCCAUCCCACACUAGUCCAGCACUGACAUGCUUUUGUAGGCUAACACGGGUGUACGUUAGUGUUCUCCACUCAGGGUUGCAAUGGCAGAUUUCUCCUUGAUACUCUGCACUGGGUUUUGGAUAAAGAAACAGAAAAAGGUCUGACUGCUUUUCAAUUAUGGAAUUCCCUGAGUGGUUGGCAAAUAGUGGCCUGUAGGCCAAAUCCAGCCUCCAGCUAAAUUGUUUGUCCCUCAAUAGAAGGUUUUCAAUUCCAUCAUUUACACCAAACCUUUAGAUAAUUAGUCAUGAAAUAAGAGCGUAAAGACGGGGCUCAUGUGAAUCCUGAUAGCUCUGACCUCGGAACACCUGUCCCCACGUGAACAGAGAAAGAUAAACUGUGGCCGUUGUGCCUUGUUCUGAGCCAGGCCGGCCCCUUCCCAUGGUUGAACAUCGUUUCUGUCACUGGCAUUGCCACCACCGGCAGUCAAUAGAGGCCAUGUAUGUAAGCUAGCAUUGUAGUGCUUAAAAAUUAGAGCCCUGCCAAUAUUAGCUUCUCACAGAGAUAUUGGUAUUGUGUGUUCAUCAGUAGCGUCUAUUGUAAAGUAAAUUUUCAAAUUUCACAAUCAAGAAAAUGUGCAUUUCCAUAUGCUGGUUUGGAGCGAAUAAGCUUGGCUACACAAAGUGUAGUUUCAUCAGGGGCUGGUGGUAAAAGCUACACUUUUUUUUACACUUGCUGUAAUUGUAGAAGAAGAAUGUUGAAAACUGGGAACAACAUGAAUCACUUCCUGAGAGAAAAAUGGCCUGCAGGAAUUUCUUUGGUUUGGCCUUGUUGUAAUUGUUCUGUCAUGUCAGCUGGUAUUAGCAAUGUUUUCACAUAACUGUUGUUGGUUCUACAAGCCAUGUUUUAGCGCAUUGUGGGACUAGUAAGGCGAACGACAGCAGAAACAGCCUUUUAGACGGACAAGGACAAUGUAUACACAGAAUUUAUUCAAACAAAUAUUUCCCCCCACCGUUUAAAAAAACUGAACCUGUCCACAUCGACUUUUCUUUCACUAAAUAUCUCCGUAUGCACGGGAGUGCUAAAAGGAUUCCAAGCACAUCAACAAAACAUCAAAUCCCAGAGAAGAACGUUGUGAGCAUGUGCAGUGACAGUUAUUCCUUUCCUGCACACGGCCCAGUGGUGCUAGCUAAAUUUAAGCCGGCCAGUAGUCCGUCACUGUUGUUUCAGAAGCCGGUUACACUUAGCAGCAAUGGGCAUGUGGAAAUCGAGGUGAUGACAUCAUCAGUUCCCAAACGCUCCAUUUUACACAAACACACGGAUACACAGAAUCCAGAGCUAUGAGAAAUCUGCACUUUAGAAGGUGUUUUUAAAAGCCCUGUGUGUGGGUGAGAGGUCCAAAUGUUUGUUUUACUAUGUCUCUGUAUAUAUGUGGUCAAGCAUUCAGCGUCCCCGAGUCAUGACUGUGUGACAGUGAGCCAGCAUGAACCAUACCACCAUCCUGCAACUUUCAUCGUAUUAUUCUGACCUGUGCUUUUCUUACUGUGACGUGUCAAGUAGAAAAAGGCCUGCUCAGCACAUGUUGGUCACAGCUAAUGGAAAAGGUUCUUAUCAAUAGGACAGAUAGUUUAGCUUAAAAUCAUCUUGUAAACUCUCAAAUAUCGCUACCAGUAUUUUCACAAUUAGCCACUGAACAAAUGUGAAAUGUUUAGACCUUAUUUUCUGCAGGAGUUGAAAAGCCUGGUGAUAAAGCAUUGUAAAUCAGGGUUCAUAGAGCUUCACAGGGAAAUACACAAAUGAUCACUCAUCUAAUGAUCAACCCAUGGUCAUUCAGUUCUUCUUUCAAAUAUUUGGGAGCCUUUUUUAAACAACUUCUGUCGCCCAUAUGAGUGGAGUUGUGUUAUAUCAUUGGGUUGAAUUUCUGCGUUUAUUCACAUGGUCUCAAGAAGCAGCCAGUGGCAAACUGACAGUGCUGGACUGGCCGGAGCCUCAAGCAAAUAAUGUGUGUCAAUAACAUGAUGUUUACUUGUGGAUGACAUGAAUGGUCUUUUGGCACUUGCACGUAUUCGCUGCAUAU